Molecule: messenger RNA, 1403 nt
Organism: Rhincodon typus (whale shark)
Lineage: Eukaryota; Metazoa; Chordata; Chondrichthyes; Orectolobiformes; Rhincodontidae
Gene: itgb1bp1
Product: integrin beta 1 binding protein 1
Exons: 7
Coding region: 161-763 (200 amino acids)
Biological process (GO): negative regulation of substrate adhesion-dependent cell spreading; negative regulation of focal adhesion assembly
Cellular component (GO): cytoskeleton; cell periphery; lamellipodium
Molecular function (GO): integrin binding
Source: RefSeq, a predicted model, not a curated record
UGGCUGGGAGGGCGGGGGACACAACAAAGUGAAACACUUGAGUCUUGAGAGGGGAUUCAUCACAAAGAGUCUCAUAUUGUGCACUGAGAUAAUCGUGUUAUUUCUGUAAGAAACCGGGUAAUUUGUCAGAGCAGAUAAACCUAUGAAACAAUGGUGAGAUAUGUUUCGAAAAGGGAAGAAACGUCACAGCAGUAGCAGUUCUCAAGGCAGUGAAAUCAGCACAAAAAGCAAGUCAGUAGAUUCCAGUUUGGGUGGUCUUUCCAGAUCUAGUACAGUGGCUAGUCUUGAUACAGAGUCCACAAGGAGUUCAGGACAGAGUAACAGUAACUUUGACACAUGCACUGAAUUCAGAGUGAAGUAUUUGGGGGCUAUUGAAAACUUGAAAGCCAGUUUAUUUGAUUGUCUUCAAGGACCACAAGAUUUGAUUAAUUAUAUCGAUUUGGCACAGCAAUAUGGAAAAUUACCCUUUACACCAUCAGAAGAAGAGAGUAUUUUAUAUGUAUCCAAAUACGGUAUCAAGGUCACAUCCUCUGAUCAAUUUGACAUUUUGCACAGACAUCCACUUUAUUUGAUAGUGCGAAUGAUCUGUUAUGAUGAUGGUUUAGGAAUGGGAAAAAGUCUCCUUGCUCUAAAAACGACUGAUGCAAAUCAGAAUGAAUAUAGUAUCUGCGUGUAUCAGUGCAAUAGCUUGGAACAAGCUCAAACAAUCUGCAAAGUUCUAUCUACUGCUUUUGAUUCAGCACUUUCCUCAGAGAAAUCCUGACAGCUAUUCUCAACAAUAAAUCUGGUAACUCAAUGUGGAUUCAUUGGUUAUUUACCUUGUUUAACUGCCUUCAUCUACUAUUGUUGCCUUAGAUUUGUGAACUAACGUAAAGAGUUACAAAUUCUUAAGUUUGAAGAUGUCUGCAUUUCAAUAUUUUCAGUAAAUUGAGAAAUAUUGGUCUGUUAGUACUGUGCAGGUUUACAGUUCUAUAGAAGUCUGUUGUUAUACAUCACUUUCAAUUAUUGUCAAUCAUUACCAUACCUCCUUGGAGCAGCCUAUGGUUUACUGCAGGAUUUAUAACAAAGGUUUCAGAAAAUGAAAAUAAUCAAGUGAAAUAUAUAAACCUGUAGCAAUCAUGAAGCAUUUCUUUGUAUAGAGGUAUUUCUUAAAUGUCAGACUGGUAGUUAAUAACUUUGAUUUUUACACUGUAUAAUGCUCAGUGUAUUUACCUCUUCACUAACAAUAACAAUGUAAAUGAACAAGUCUUGAUGAUGAUAUAUGUUCAAGCCAAAUAUAUUUAACGAAUAGUGUGUAGGUCAGUACACUUUGUAAACACCGUUGUAAUUCUUGGCCUUUCAAAUUAGCAAUGCAAUGAAGUAACAUCCUUUUAUUUAUACAAAUAAAAGAAAUAUGGACAGUU